This is a messenger RNA of Balaenoptera acutorostrata (minke whale), 4375 nucleotides long. RefSeq names its product potassium voltage-gated channel subfamily B member 2 (gene KCNB2). Gene Ontology annotation, molecular function: protein binding; delayed rectifier potassium channel activity. The coding region runs from base 797 to 3535 and encodes 912 amino acids. Gene Ontology annotation, cellular component: membrane; voltage-gated potassium channel complex. The record is from RefSeq and is a predicted model, not a curated record. The transcript has 4 exons. Gene Ontology annotation, biological process: protein homooligomerization; potassium ion transmembrane transport. NCBI's taxonomy places the organism in Eukaryota, Metazoa, Chordata, Mammalia, Artiodactyla, Balaenopteridae.
CGAGCGCCCCGCCUCGCCUCCCGCGCCCAGCCUCUCCCCGGCUCCGCCACAGACACACACCCACCAAGCACCCACCGCCCUCCGCCCCCGCCGGCCGCCGCCGCCGCCGCGCCGAGGGCAACCCGAGCGAGCGGCAACUCCCCGGCUGGCGCGGCUCGCCUUCCCGGCUCCUUCCGCGCGGCGAGCUCAGCCCCGCUCGAUUUUUCCUUUUCUAUCCCAGCCCUCUCUUGUCUGGGCGGCGGCGGCGGCGGCAGGGGGAUGGGGGCCCGCGAGGGGAAGGGGGUGAAGAUCGAUGAAGAUUAUUGUUCUUUUUAAGGAUGCCUUAGCUUCCUCCCGCCGCCUCUCCUUUGAGCCUUCCUACUAGAGACCGUGAACCAGAGUCAGGGAUGUAAAGAGAGGGGUGAAAAAAAAAAAAGACCAAAAAAACAAAAAACAAAAAACCAAAAAACGCCAGGAGCUCCAGCCAGCCGGGGAGACCCUCCUCUCCGUGGAGGGGAGGGGGAUUUCCAGCGACACAUCAUUGGCGAAGGGCACCGUCGCGGGGAGAGGAGCCCCGGAGGGAGCGGGGAAUCCCACAGCCCUUUGUGGUGCCCGAGCCCGUGCCGCCUGCCGAGCGGGGUCGGUGGGAGCUAGACUAAUUCCUAAGAAGCAUCAUAAGAAGCGUCACUAAAGUUGAUAGGACAUCUCCUCAUGAACAUUUUAAGGUGCCUCCGUGGAAAUGCCUGCCGCGCAGGGAUAUUGCUUGAGUUGACCUUCCCGCGGCUCAUUCUUUUGAGGACCCUUUGUUCAGUCCAAAAUGGCAGAGAAGGCACCCCCUGGCUUAAACAGGAAGACAUCAAGGUCGACACUUUCUCUUCCACCGGAACCGGUGGACAUCAUUAGGAGUAAAACGUGCUCCCGUAGAGUGAAAAUCAACGUGGGGGGCCUCAACCACGAGGUCCUGUGGAGAACGUUGGACCGGCUGCCCAGGACCCGCCUGGGGAAGCUCCGCGACUGUAACACGCACGAGAGCCUCCUGGAGGUGUGCGACGACUACAACCUGAACGAGAACGAGUAUUUCUUCGAUCGGCACCCUGGAGCCUUCACUUCCAUUUUAAAUUUCUACCGGACAGGGAAGCUCCACAUGAUGGAAGAAAUGUGCGCUCUCUCUUUCGGCCAAGAGCUUGAUUACUGGGGGAUCGAUGAGAUCUACUUAGAAUCCUGCUGCCAAGCCAGGUAUCAUCAAAAGAAGGAGCAGAUGAACGAAGAGCUGCGGCGGGAGGCGGAGACCAUGCGGGAGCGGGAGGGAGAAGAGUUUGAUAACACGUGCUGCCCUGAAAAGAGGAAGAAACUGUGGGACCUGCUGGAGAAGCCCAACUCGUCCGUGGCUGCAAAGAUCUUGGCUAUCGUAUCCAUCUUGUUCAUCGUCCUCUCCACCAUUGCGCUGUCUCUCAACACGCUACCAGAGCUGCAGGAGAUGGAUGAAUUUGGACAGCCCAAUGACAACCCCCAGUUAGCCCACGUGGAGGCCGUGUGUAUCGCCUGGUUUACCAUGGAGUACCUUUUACGGUUCCUGUCCUCACCAAAUAAAUGGAAGUUCUUUAAGGGCCCGCUGAACGUUAUCGACUUGCUGGCCAUCUUGCCGUAUUACGUCACCAUCUUCCUCACGGAGUCCAACAAGAGCGUGUUGCAGUUCCAGAACGUGAGGCGCGUGGUCCAGAUCUUCCGAAUCAUGCGUAUCCUCAGGAUCCUGAAACUCGCCAGACACUCGACGGGCCUGCAGUCCCUGGGUUUCACCCUCAGGCGGAGUUACAAUGAACUGGGCUUGUUGAUAUUGUUCUUGGCCAUGGGGAUAAUGAUAUUCUCCAGCCUGGUAUUUUUUGCCGAGAAGGAUGAAGAUGCUACCAAGUUCACCAGCAUCCCGGCCUCAUUUUGGUGGGCCACCAUCACCAUGACCACUGUCGGCUACGGUGACAUCUACCCAAAAACGUUAUUAGGGAAGAUCGUGGGAGGCCUCUGCUGUAUCGCAGGGGUUCUGGUGAUCGCCCUUCCCAUCCCAAUCAUUGUGAACAAUUUUUCUGAGUUUUACAAGGAGCAGAAACGCCAGGAGAAGGCCAUUAAGAGGAGAGAGGCUCUCGAGCGGGCCAAGAGGAAUGGAAGCAUCGUUUCUAUGAACUUAAAAGAUGCCUUUGCUCGCAGUAUGGAACUGAUAGACGUGGCUGUGGAGAAGACGGGAGAGUCGGCCAAUACAAAAGACUCCACGGGUGAUAACCACCUCUCUCCAAGCCGGUGGAAGUGGGCCAGGAAGGCUCUGUCGGAAACAAGCUCCAACAAGUCUUACGAGAAUAAGUACCAGGAGGUCAGCCAAAAAGACUCCCACGAGCAGCUGAACAACACUUCUUCCUCCAGCCCACAGCACCUGAGUGCCCAGAAACUGGAGAUGCUCUACAAUGAAAUCACCAAGACGCAGCCUCACGCCCACCCGAAUCCCGACGGCCACGAGCAGCCCGAGAGGCCGUCUGCGUAUGAAGAAGAGAUAGAGAUGGAGGAGGUGGUCUGCCCGCAGGGGCAGCUGGCCGUGGCGCAGACCGAGGGCAUCGUGGACAUGAAGAGCACCUCCAGCAUCGACAGCUUCACGAGCUGCGCCACCGACUUCACGGAGACCGAGAGGUCGCCCCUGCCGCCGCCCUCCGCUUCCCACCUGCAGAUGAAGUUCCCACCCGACCUCGCCCGGAUAGAGGAGCACCAAAGAGCCAGGGGCCCCCCAUUCCUCACCCUAACCCGACAGAAGGGGCCCGCGGCCAGGGACGCCAGCCAGGAAUACGCUCCAAUCGACGUAACUGUGAACCUCGACUCCAGCGGGUCCCAAGGUGGGCCCCACGGCCCCUUGCAGUCGGACAGCGCCACCGAGAGCCCGAAGAGCUCGCUGAAAGGCAGCAACCCGCUCAAGUCCAGAUCGCUCAAGGUGAACUUCAAGGACAACAGAGGCGGUGCCCCGCAGACCCCACCCAGCACGGCCAGGCCACUGCCGGUCACCACGGCGGACUUCCCACUCAGCGCCCCGCAGCUCAUCAGCACUAUCCUCUUAGAAGAAACCCCCUCCCAGGGAGACAGACCCUUGCUGGGCGCUGAGGUUCCCGCACAUUGUCAGGGACCCUCCAAAGGGCUGACGCCUCGGUUUCCCAGGCAGAAACUCUUUGCUUUCUCAUCCAGAGAGAGGAGGAGCUUCACGGAAAUAGACACGGGCGAAGACGAUGAUUUCUUAGAGCUCCAAGGGACCACGAGGCGGGACAAGCGGGCAGACUCCAACCCGAGCUGCUUUGCAGAUAAGCCUAGUGACGGAAGAGACCCUCUAAGAGAAGAGGCCUCUGUGGGCUCUUCCUCUCCACAGCACACAAGUCACAACUGUAGGCAAGACAUUUACCAUGCCGUGGCGGAAGUAAAACAGGACAACAGUCAAGAAGGGUGCAAGAUGGAAAACCACUUGUUUGCCCCAGAAAUUCAUUCCAACCCAGGAGACACAGGGUACUGUCCCACACGUGAAACCAGCAUGUGACUAGUUACAAAGGCAAUAAUAAAAACAACAACAACAAAAAACUUGUUUCUUAAAAAUGCGGUUAAUAAUGCCUGUGAACUAAAAAGUGGGAAGCCCCUCCCCCCAAAAAAGUGCAUAAAAUGUUAUUUUUGCAUGGCAUGAACAGUUUAGUUUAAGUACUGUUUAAAUAAAGAAUCAAGACUGCAUUUUGUAACAAACAAACAAAAAUGACUGAGGAACAGUGAACAAAUAAAGAGAGCUCUAUUACGAACCGGUAUUCUGCAAUGUCUGACAUUUUUGAUCCUUUCAUUUCAAAUUGUAGACAGAGUUUCGACUUUGAGCUUUUCUGUUACAAUGAAUUUGAGAAUUUGCACAUGAAAGGAUGAAAUGUCAUUGCAUGAGUUCGUAAUUGCCAGGCAAGGUGCUUUGAGCUUGCAAAAGGCGUAACUUUGUAAAUAACGGGGCUUGGGAUGCAAAAGUGUCAAGAACAGAUGGAAACAAGUUUCUGAGACACAGGCACUUCCUUCACAGCUACUGCCUGGAGGAGCUGUACAGACUUCUUGUUGCAAAAUUGCAACCUGUCUUAAACCAUCUCACAUAUCUUGCUUUGGGUUAUAAAGCUCUUAUAAGUACAUUUGUUUAAAGGAAUACAGUAUUUUUAUUGACUUGUGAUAUAACUCAUAGGGUGCAUUUUUCUUUUUUGCUUCUGCUUAGUUGUGGCAUUUGUGGUUUUAUUUAUAAAUCAUGGAAAUAGGCAAGAUGUAAUGACCAGAUAUCCAAAAACUUGGAAUUGCAGUUUGAAAUUUUGCCAGUCAAUUAUAUAUCACUAAUAUCAUGGGGAAAAGUAUAUAUCAUGCCACA